GCAUAUAAAUGAUAAUAUUGUGUGCAGUUUUUUUUUCAGUGAAUUGGAGCUGCCAAUUUUUCUAACCAUGCAUGUGUGGAUACGUUUCCUUCCAAACUAUAUAUAUGGAUGAAAUUGGCAUCAGCUAGUCAUACAUGGCCUGCGACAAGUCGCCUUCUUGCAAAAACAAUUACCAUUUCUCCUCACCUUGCAUUGCACCUCGGCUUCCUCCAUUCUCUCUCGAGACAAAUUGACCAUGGCGAAAAAUCCUCAUGUCUCCAUCUCUCUCACCGGCCUCGCCAUGGCUGUCUUCCUCUUCAGCUCCUCCCUCCAGGCUGCCCAAGGAGGAGCAGAGAAGAAGACGGAGGUGUCGGAGUACUACUACGACGUGCCGGUGCGGAGGCUGGUGUACCGGCCGGCGGCUGCGGCGAUGAGCACGGAGGCAGCGUACGAGCCGUUCGAGCUGUGCAUGGGGUGCCGGUGCUGCGCGUCGUCGAACGCGAGCAGCUGCGUGGACGCUCAGUGCUGCUACGCCAUCGACUGCAACAUCCCCGGCAAGCCCUUCGGCGUCUGCGCCUUCUCCCCCCACACCUGCGACUGCGCCGCCACCAACUGCACCAACCACCAGCCAUGACAGACACUUCCUAGUAGUAAUUUUGAUCCAUCAGCUGAAUUAUUCAAUGGUUUUCUUGAUGCGAAUGCAAAAUUAUUAGGUUCUUCAGAGAUUCUUGCGACUAGAUGCAUAUGCACAAGGAUCGAAGGUUGGUUGACAUUGCUGUUUAGAUGCAUAUGGCCUGAAAGUUUAACAACUUGCUAUAGAAUCUUCAGAAAGGGAUUAAUUUUCGAUCGAUCGGUUCCACAAUUUAAUUGAAUCAUGCGUUAAAUCAUGAAUUGUAUUAUUUCCUAGAGUUAAUUUGAGUGUGAUAUGAAUAUGGUUGUAGAAAAGGCGGCUGUUUGUGUUUGACUGUAGGAUAUGUACGAGUGCCUAACAUUGUUGUUGGUUGUAUCCUCUUCUUUUCAAAGCACUGAAUACUAAAUGCCAAAAUACCUGACCAGUAAGGUGCGUGUAUUGUCUAGA
Messenger RNA from Oryza brachyantha (malo sina), 1057 nucleotides. RefSeq lists its product as uncharacterized. Lineage: Eukaryota; Viridiplantae; Streptophyta; Magnoliopsida; Poales; Poaceae. The transcript is spliced from 2 exons. The record is from RefSeq and is a predicted model, not a curated record. The coding region runs from base 236 to 613 and encodes 125 amino acids.